Molecule: messenger RNA, 3969 nt
Organism: Prunus armeniaca (apricot)
Lineage: Eukaryota; Viridiplantae; Streptophyta; Magnoliopsida; Rosales; Rosaceae
Source: the annotation of a GenBank genome assembly
AUGGACUCGUACACUCCCUUGCUGGAGAAAACCCGGGUUCCUCAACCGUCGCUCCAAAAAUACGCCGUAAUCUCAAUCUUCUUGAAGCUCCGAUCUGCCCCGAAGUAUUUGGACUCCGAGUCCGAACCCGGAAGAGAAGCCAUUUCUCAGUGCCUCCACUCCACCUCCCCAGCUGUUGUUGACCAAUCGGUUCGCGAGCUAUGCAGCCUCGUGACGGACUCCAAAAUAGAUAUCUCUCGCGGGUUACUGGAGCUCCAGUCCGCACUCGAAGGAUCCGGCCCGAAGUUCGUCGACCUUUUCGUCAAAGGUUUGGGGUAUCUAGUUCGGUUAGGGUUUCAGAGGAGCAAUGGCAAGUGGUCGUUCAGUGCCACGGAGACUCACCCCUUUGUUAAGGUUCUGUCAUGCCGACCCGACGCUGAGUCUGAACUUGUGCAGCAAGUUUUAUUGUUUAUGGCACAUAAUAAGCAGUUGGGAAUGGUGGAAGUAUGUGAAUUCUUAAGAUCCUUCUUAAAUUAUUCAAUCUUAAGGGUACCUUUUUCGGACACUUCAUCCCUGUUCGCAAGGCAUCUAAUAUCAUCGAUGGCCUCUCUUUGUUGUUCAAUUCCUCUUGAGGCAAUGCCUGUCCUUAAAAUGUUAACAGACUGUCUUCCAUUUGUUCCGCACAAGAAUUCACAAGAUUUUAGGAAUUUCAUAUAUUUUGCGGAAUGUAUGGUGGAUGCAUAUACAGUGGUUCUGAGGCAUUUGGCUGGAACUGGAUCGCUGAUUGCUGAGGCUCAUCUCUGUGGUUUGGAACUGUUUGAGAAAAUUCUUUCAAUUUCUUCAGCUGCUCACAUGCACUCUGGUUUGAUUGAGCCCAUACUUGAACUGUCCAAGCACUUAUUGUUUGCCCAGAAAGAUAUUGGGUUGCAUUAUGUGCCUAAAUUAUCAUCAGCUAUGCUUACCUUAUUUAUUAUCCUCGUUCAGUCAGAGCUUGAGCAUGAACAACUUUCUACAUUGAAACUUCUCCACCUUCUCUUGAAGUGGAAGUACGGAAAUGAAUAUGUUGUUGACAGAACAGCAUGUGUUCUGAGUGAGGAGCUUUUAUUCAUAUUUCCUGUCAUUAGCCUACUGUCGUCUCCUUCUAAGUAUGUCAAAGGAGCAGCUACAGAUUUGCUUGCCAUGUUAGAAAAGCUCUUAGUAACAGUUUUGAUAGCACCAACGCAUAAACCAAGCAAAGAAGCAGGAUAUCCAUCCCUAAGCACACCUGGAUCUAUUGUUUUUAGAAUCUUACGGCAUCUAUGGUUUCAGGAUCCUUAUUCAUCGUCCAGUUUCUUCUUAAAUUUUGCUUCUAGUGGUAAAACUGAUGGCAAAGAGAUUCAUGACGUAUCAAGAUCUUGGGCUUCUGAACUACGAGAGUACACUUUAUGGAUUGUUGAGAGACGAAAGUCCUCCCUACCUCUGUCUCAGCCUCAAGAAAGAUUCAUAACUGGAAUGCCCUUGUUACUCUGUGCCAUUUCUGGUGUUUUAGUGAUGCAUCAGUCACUGGGGAGCACUGCUCUAGAGUCUUUGGCUGCUAUUGCUACUAUGGAUCCUAAAGUGGGAGCUCAACUAUUGCUGGCUAUCCUAUUUUACAAUAACAUGUUCACUAGAAAAGAUAUAAGUUGCUGUACUAUGUUGCCAAAACUUUUGACAAUGCUUCCAGCUCUUGCUUCACACUCUAUGAUGAUUCCUCUUGUAGUUCAGACUAUCUUACCAAUGCUUCAGAAGGAUGCCAAACCAACUUUAUAUGCGACAGCCAUUCGUUUACUUUGUCAGACGUGGGAGACCAAUGACCGUGCCUUUGGAAGUUUGCAGGGAGUGUUGCUUCCAAAGGGGUUCACUGAAUUAAAGUCUGAGAGAAAUAUAUGCAUCAGUAUGGCCGCAUCAAUUCGGGAUGUUUGUAGAAAAAAUCCUGAUAGGGGUGUGGACCUCAUCUUGUCUGUUUCGUCUUGCAUUGAGAACAAAGAUCCUGUAAUUCAAGCUCUUGGUUUUCAAAGUCUUGCCCAUCUAUGUGAAGCUGACGUAAUUGAUUUUUAUACAGCCUGGGAUGUCAUCGCCAAGCAUGUUCUGGAUUAUCGUGAAGACACAAUUCUUGCUCAUAGCAUUUGCCUUCUUCUGAGGUGGGGUGCAAUUGAUGCUGAAGCAUAUCCUGAAGCCUCAAAGAAUGUCUUGCAAAUCUUGUGGAGUGUUAGCAUCUCUGGUCACCCUGGUCUGGAGUCACAAUGGGCCAAGGCAAGGGCCUCUUCCUUAGAGGCCUUAGCCCAAUAUGAGAUAUCACAUAUUGAACAGAACAUUCAAGAUUUCAAGAAAAUGACCACAGAGUUGCUUUUCUCUGAAACAAAUAUUACUGUACUGAGGGCCAUGGAAGAACUUCAAGUCAAGAUCAUAACAUAUGAGCACCUCACAAGGCGAAGAUUGGUUAAAGAGAAAAGGGUUUCAGGAAGUAAGAUCGAGAAGCUGCUGGAUGUGUUUCCUCAGGUGAUCUUUUCUUCAGGGAAAAGAAGUGACACUAGAGAGUUACCUGGUGCGGCCCUGCUAUGUCUUUCUUUCACUCCUAAAGAUAUAAACACCUUAGGGACAUCAAAGCUUCAUCUCUUCAGCUCUCAAGAAAUAUUUUAUUGCCCUUAUUCACUGCAAUCAUGGAAGUCCUUUGUGCGGCGUUGGGUGAGGGCAGAUGUCUUGUCCUUUGAUGCUAAAGUGCCAUCUGUCCUCGUGGAUAAAACCGCUAAAGCUGCUAGUGACAUUCUGAAGAGUAUGAUAAAAGCAGCUGAAGAGGCUAUUCCUAGAUCUGCUGAAAACAUUGCACUAGCUAUUGGUGCACUUUGUGUGCAUGAACAUGAACACCGCAAAUGGUCUGCUGCGAUUUCUCUUGGAUUGAUCUCAAGUUGCCUACAUGUAACAGAUCAUAAGCAAAAGUUUGAGAAUAUCACUGGACUUGUUGAGGUUAUGUGUAGUAGCAAUAGCACCCUUGUCAGAGGAGCCUGUGGGCUUGCCUUGGGUUUUUCUUGUCAAGAUCUUCUUACCAGGGUUGAUGCUGGUGAUAAUUCUGCCAUGGACAAAGAAACAGGCAAGAUGACGGAAGCAGACUGCUUGGUUGAUCAUAUGAAUAUAACUGCUGAACUGUCACAUGAGAACUCUGAUGACUCUCUCGAAGAUAUAUGGGGUGUUGCUGGACUUGUUCUGGUUUGGCGAGUUCUGUUGGUGCACUGUACAGAGCUGGGGCACAUGAUGCUCUUACUUAUGGCAUCUUGUAUAGGAGCAGGAAGCCUCAUAGCCUGCAUACUGAAUGGAGGAUUGCAUUCUCUUGAAGUUGAACAUGUAAAAGGUCUACUGGAACUGUUCAGAAAAUGUUAUUCGAAUCCUUGCCCUCCUUUAGUCCAUUUGAGUGGAAUGCUUGGAGUUGUUAAUGCUAUGGGAGCAGGUGCUGGGAUCCUGGUUGACAUGCAUCUUCCAACCUCAAUGCAGACAGCUUAUGAACACAAGGAAUCUCGAUAUCUCAUGGGCCCUCUACUUUCUAGUCCUACUUGCGAGCAGCAUUUGACGUCGUUGAUGCAGGAUAUAUUUCUGGUUGCACAGAAUUCUGAUGACCAUCAAUUGCAACAAUAUGCUGCAUGGGCAGUUUCGUUUCUUCGAAAUCAUCUGUUCUCCAAGGAAGUUUGCAAUUUUGACAAUAGUAUCAAUAGCGAUGGAGGUGGUUCAAAAUCAGUUUCUCAAAGUUUUGCAGAUGACAGUUCAGUUCUGAAGCUUUCUUCAUGGAUGAUGCAUCUCAAUUCUGCCGAGACAGGUAGUGUCGCUCACGUUGGCACCGUAAUAACUGUGAUAAGGUGCCUUUCACAAGCUCCUCGGUUGCCGACCUUGGAUUGGGGUACGAUCAUCAGACGCUGCAUGAGAUAUGAGGCUCAGGUUGCUGAGUUGUUCCAACAGAAUCAUCUCUUGAAAAAGGAACCCUAA